CUCACUAACAUGGAGACGCCACGACUUACUCUCAUCCUGCUUAUGUGUGUUGUGUUGUGCAGUCUGAGAAGAAUCUCUGGAGAAGAAGUGGAGAUGAAAGUCAGAGCAGGAGAAAACCUCACUCUCUACUGUGAUCUCUCUAUACCUACUGGUUCCCUCAUUUUAUGGAUAAGAAACUGCUCUCAUGAAAACCAGCCCUCUUUAGUAAUGGAUUAUAGGAUAUUUGAAACAACUAAGCAUUUUAGCUUCAUCCACAACACUGCCAAUAAUUCUUAUGAUCUUCAUAUUACUAACAUCAGUGUCUCUGAUCUGGGGCUGUACUACUGUGUAAAAACAGAGAAAAAGGUAAUUAAGGAUGAAAGAGGCAUCAUCUCUGGAUCUGAGUUGUACCAAUAUGGAAACCGAACAACUCGUCUCUCUCUUGCAGAGACGUCCUGUUCUGAGCUCUUGAACAACACCUCCACUCCUGGUGUCUCAGAGUGUGUUUUCUGCUGGAAUCUGCUGCUCAGUGUGUGUUCGGUGUGUGUUCUCCUCUUCUCCAUCGGUGUCUACUGCCUCUGUCAGAAGAAAACUACAGAUGCUGCAACAGAUCAAAAAGUCCAACUGCAAAGAAGAAAUACAGUUGAGGGUGAAGAUGAAGAGGUGUGCUAUGCGUCUUUAGAUAUGAAGACCAGAAGACAGAAAAAACGCAAGACAAAGCGAGUGCAGUGUUCAGACUUCAGUACAUAUGCUCAGGUCAGAACAGAAACUGAAUAGAGCUAAAACAACAACAACUGAAGUGCA
Danio aesculapii is the source of this 783-nucleotide messenger RNA. RefSeq names its product tyrosine-protein phosphatase non-receptor type substrate 1-like. Bases 10 to 756 code for a protein of 248 amino acids. The transcript is spliced from 5 exons. Lineage: Eukaryota; Metazoa; Chordata; Actinopteri; Cypriniformes; Danionidae. Gene Ontology annotation, biological process: response to bacterium. The record is from RefSeq and is a predicted model, not a curated record.